This is a messenger RNA of Laccaria bicolor S238N-H82, 3165 nucleotides long. RefSeq lists its product as uncharacterized. The coding region runs from base 1 to 3165 and encodes 1054 amino acids. Gene Ontology annotation, molecular function: lipid binding. Gene Ontology annotation, cellular component: ERMES complex; endoplasmic reticulum. The record is from RefSeq and is a predicted model, not a curated record. Lineage: Eukaryota; Fungi; Basidiomycota; Agaricomycetes; Agaricales; Hydnangiaceae. The transcript is spliced from 3 exons. Gene Ontology annotation, biological process: phospholipid transport.
AUGAUCAGGGCUUUACUCUAUGCCUAUGUUCUUGGAGGAGUUACCUUCAUUCCUCUCGUCAUAGCCGCUCUCGUUUUUGUGACUGUCUACACCUCUGUUCCCGUUGGCGAUGUUGACAUGGCCAAGAAGACUAAAAAGAAUUUAGAAGCUGGGCAGGCCUUACCAGAGAGAGCUACCGAAGAAGAAUCGCCAUUGGAUACGAAUGACACACCACGGACUCGAAAGGGCUGGCUAAUUAUGCGCCGGACAUUCGAGGAGUCAGCAAAUGAUACUACUUAUGUUACACUCGUUCGCUCAUUUUUGGAUGCCCGGUCGAAGGAUCCAAAAAGAUCGCGUCCAAAGGACAUGUGGUAUGUUGUGCUGAAAGGCAAAGUCCUCUAUUUAUACGAAGACGAGGGAAUGUCGGAGUGCGAGGCGGCUGUUGAGCUCGGUGGCCAUGAAAUUAUAAUUUUUCCUGAAGGUCUACUCGACGGGGAGCUUUUUGCCAAACGCAACGCCAUCUGUUUGAGGCCUAAAGCUACCGAUACAGGAAAACAUCUAGCGAGUGUUACGAGGGAGAUGAAGUUGAAGAAAGAGGACAUAGAUGGAAAGCUAGAUGAGUGCGACCUCACUGGAAGCAAGCGGGAAAAAGAACGGGAGAAGCUGGUUGAGGCCGAAAAGAAGAAGGAUAUUGCAAGGGAGGAGGCGUUGGACCCACAAACUCCUUGGUUCAUAUUCGUUCGCUCGAACGUCGAAAUGGAGGACUGGUAUUUUGCACUUCUACAUGCUUCGGAGCAUCCCCCUCAAACUCCAACUCUUGCUCCACUACACGAAAUCUUCGACCCAUCCGACAUGGAUCAUCUUGUCUCUACCCUUGAUGAACAACCAGAUGUGAUCCCAAUGCGUUGGUUCAAUGCCUUGCUGGGUCGUAUAUUUUUCAGCCACUACCGCACACACAACUUAGAAGCAUACAUUAUUGGCAGGCUAAUGAAGAAGCUGUCGAAGGUUAAACGUCCGACAUUCCUAACCGAUAUAGUUGUGACGGAGGUCUCUGUCGGAAACAGAGCACCGACGUUUAGCAAACCCAUGCUCAAGGAAUUGACGAAAGAGGGAGAUGCAUCUUUUGAGGUCCAUCUUCAGUACAGAGGUGAAAUCCGGAUUACCGUGGAGGCCACGGCAACCAUCAAUUUAGGGACCUUCAGGUCAUAUACCGUCAAGUUGGUUUUGGCUGCCGUUCUCAAAGAAAUUGAAGGCAAUUUGUUGAUCAAAGUGAAACGGCCACCCAGCAACCGCAUUUGGUACGCUUUCACUCAGACACCGAAGAUUGUUCUCGAGGUAGAGCCAAUCGUGAGCGACCGUCAAAUAACUUGGGGAAUGAUUUUAAGCACGAUUGAAUCUAAAAUCAAAGAGAUUAUACAGGAAUCUGUUGUCAUGCCCAACAUGGAUGACAUUGCAUUCUUUGAAAGUAUAGCCUACGAACAUCGGGGUGGAAUCUGGUCAGAUGCAUCAAGACGCCAACGUUCAGAUCCACAGACUUCUGACUUUACUGAACGCUCGGGAGACACUCCGUUGGUGUCGACAGCCUCUGCCCCGGAUUUGAUUGAUUCGAAGACUUCAAUUUCAGGGACCCCCCUCCCUGAUAUGUCACAGUCAUGGUUCUCAACGAACAGCGGUGGGACGGAGCCUACCCUGGCGUCGGGAUCUAACCCAGAUUCUAGCAAUAUUGGAGAGAUCGAAGAGAACCGUGGCCGUGAAGGUCAAGACGAUCGUAUUGAUGUUCCCCAGUCAAAGGAAUCAACAUCUCGAUCCUCUUCCCAAAGUCGAUCUGUGACCUCGCUCUUACCUGAUGAAAUUCAAGCUUCGUUAGUGCAAGCCCACCUCUCCACGCAUUCGGCACGUCGAUCAACCUCGCAGCACUCUACCAAACGGGAAUUGGAACCAGAUGCAGAUUCGACAUUGACCACUCGCUCCGAGUCUACUCCCAGUACGCCACGAAGACGGUCAGAUGCAUCGACGACUACCCGGCCAGCGAGCCCUCCAUCGUUUUUCUCGACGCUAAAAUCCCGAGCAGCAGAUAAACAGGCCCUUCAAAAUACCGCAAAAGAGGCUAUGAGAAAGUGGGGCGUUAAUUGGGGUGGUCUGAAGAAGGACACGAACAAUGCUGGAUCAAGCGGUGAUGAGCCUGUUGAUACUGGGGCAACUUCGCCGCAUCUGCAGCCAGAGCGAAGCCCCAAUCAGGCGCAUAAGUCAAGAGCUAGUUACGCAGAGGUUCGAGCAGCGGUAGCUGAAAGGAAGGAAAGGGAGCGCAAUGGGGAUGCCUUGGAACUUACGCGGUCAAUAUCUCCCUCCAGCACCCCCGAUAAACCAACCACCAAUCCUCUGGCAUUGCUGCCCAACGGUUCAAUACAUUCCGACAAUUCUGCCAAUCCUUUUGUUGUAACGUCCACCUCCCGUCUAUCUACCUCUGGCCUUUCUACGAAAAAGUCUAUGCCGUCAAUAAGCCGCGUCAGUACCGACGUGGACGCGCAAAGAUUGGUGGCCCAAGAAGAAGCGGUGCCUGCUCCUAUUCAUGUCCAGCCACAAGCAAAGACAAUGACUAUACCAGGGAUUCAUGUCAGUCAUCGAGGCGAACUCCAAUCAAUGGGUUAUGUUGCCCCACAGCUCUCACUGACAAGCUCCGAGAACAAAUCAAAAAAUCCGACUAUGCAGUCGAUGUAUCGGUUAUGGAAGAGUCCUGUUUUAUCUGGGCAGGAAGUUGACACGCAAGAACAGCUAUCCCAAUCACUGGAACAAACGGGAGAUAGCACUCAAGAUAAGGACGUCACACCGUUGGCCCUUCCGCCAAUCCUUUCAGUGUCUCCGCAAUCAGUGCGACCUACACCGCCGCCUUUACCCCCAAGAUCAACGCCAACGCGGUCGGCAGCGAACAAAGCUAGUACAUCGCUAGACCAAUCUCCUGCAUCUCCAGCUACUGAAGCACUCAAAAUUAUCGCUAGUAAGGACGACGCCCGUGGGCAGGCUUCUUCUGACCAACCACCGCCCGAGUCGUCAGCGGCGAGCGUAAACAAAGGCCAACCCAACGAAUUGGGCUUGGACACAGCGCACUAUCCACAAGAGAAUUUGGCUGUCCCUGCUACAUCAACGAAGGUUCCCCCUCCUCUACCACCUCGUCGGGUGCAAACCUGA